GUUGGAGACCGCGCGCGUUCCAAAAUGGAGUUCUCCGUCUGUUUUGUUUGACGACAAGAGUUUUGCUUCUAGCGAACUCUUGGAACACUUGGCAGUUAUACCAAAAAGCAUGGAGCUCCACCCCAUACUGGAGCUGCCCCUGACGGACCCCCCUGCCCCGGGGAUGUGGUAUGUCCUAUCCCCAGGGGGUGGUGGGCCCAGCCUGACGGUGGGGCACACCUGUACGUACCUCCCCAGGGUGGGGGGCAGUGGGAGGGUGGUGCUGGUCGGAGGUGCCAACCCCAGCGGGCCGUUUGCUGAUACUUUUGUGCUGGACUUAGACAAGUACACAUGGGAGAAGCCGGACUGGGCGGGGCUGACGGCCAGGUAUGAACACACCUGCUUCACACCUGAAAGCCAGCCAAGCAAGGUGUUCGUGUUCGGAGGGGCAGAGCAGGGCUGCAACCUUAACAACAUCCAGGUGCUAGAUACAGGGACAGGUACCUGGACCACAGCUGAUGUGCAGGGCACCCCGCCCUCCCCACGCACCUGUCACUAUACAUCCCACCGGGGGGACAGGCUGUACGUGUGGGGAGGGGGCAAGACGGGGGCCGAGCCCAUAGAAGACAGGAAACUCCAUGUCUUUGAUGCAGCAACCCUGACCUGGAGCCAGCCCCAGAUGGAGGGCAAGCCGCCCAAACCACGCCAUGGUCAUGUGAUGGUUGCCGUCGGCAACAAGCUGUACGUACACGGGGGCAUGUCAGGGGUCACGUUCUAUGACGACUUGUACGUUCUCAAUCUGGACACAAAGAAAUGGAAGCGGUUGAAGCCAAAGGGUCCGGUCCCCACCGCCCGGGCGGCGCACACAGCUGUGGUGCAUGGUUCUCUGGUGUACAUGUUUGGGGGUAUGAACCAGGAGGGAGCUCUGGACUCCAUGCAUGUCCUCAACACUGAAAGACUGACGUGGAGUGAGCUGAGACCUGAGGGCCCACCCCCCGGACCAAGGCUGGACCAUGGGGCAUGUAUCAUACACCUGUCUGUGGGUGGGACCGGUUCAUCGGGAUCGGGGGCUCCAAAAAACUCUGGAGAGGGCACCGCAUCACUGACACAUUGUGCCAGUGGACAGGAUAGUGAAGAACAGAACACUGGUCCAGAAAACGAGGCAGGUGAUGCAAAACAGACAGAAACUAUGGCAUCAGAAACCAUGGCAACAGAAACUGUGGCAACAGAAACUGUGGCAACAGAACCCAGUGUUCCUCCUUCAGCAAAUUCCAGUCAGUCAGAAAAUGCAGAUUCUGAAGAACUAGUUCCUAGCGCGGAAGAGGCGAGCAGUAAGCCGACAAUAUUGGACGUUACGGAGCAGUUUCUGCCGGAGGAAGCUGCUCCCAAGGUCACAGCAGCAGCUCAAGGUCGUGCAGCAGCCUCAGGGUCAGAGGAGCAUGCUGGGAUUGGUCCAGUGCAUGAUGGGAAGGUGACGAUGCUGCUGGUGUAUGGCGGGAUGGACACGCAGGGAAUCAUUCACGAGGACUGCCUCGUUAUGAGAAUUGCUUGAUUUAAGUUUGCUCUCUUUUAGAAGUAAGAGUCAAAUUCAGGAAAAUUCCUCCAAAAUUGAGAAUAAUGACAAUCAUGAACAUAUUAUUACGCUGAUGUAGGUUAGACAUAAAGGUACAUGUUGUAAUGUACACAAUACUAAUGUUAUUCAAGCAUCUGGAUAGAUUUUGUGAACAGAGAUAUUUCAGGUAAUAUCUAUCUUUCAAGGACAAAAAGAUAGUUGAUGCAACCUGUAACAAAAUCGUAUACUAGUUGCUUGAGAAAGUUACAUUUUGUAUUGUGCAAGACAUGAACAUUUGCAAGAUUUUAUUGUGUUUCAAUUAUGUCAAAAAGAAAUAUUAAACACAUUCCCUAAAGCUGCA
Molecule: messenger RNA, 1892 nt
Organism: Branchiostoma floridae (Florida lancelet)
Lineage: Eukaryota; Metazoa; Chordata; Leptocardii; Amphioxiformes; Branchiostomatidae
Product: rab9 effector protein with kelch motifs-like
Exons: 7
Coding region: 110-1531 (473 amino acids)
Molecular function (GO): protein binding
Source: RefSeq, a predicted model, not a curated record